AUGCCAAUCUGCGCCAUUGCAUUGGUGGGAUCCAUGGACUCCUUCUUCAAGCUCUCUGUGGAGCCCCUCCGGGACGAGGCCCGCGAGGAUAUCGCCUUCCUCUGCUUUGUCUUCCUGAUCAUUGCAGCCUCCGUGCUGGUUGGAUGUGUCAUUGAGCAUGGUGGCUUUGCUGUCCUGGCCGAGUCUAUGACGCAGAGGCUGCGCGUCGCCAUCCUCAAGUCCAUCUUCCGCCAGGAGAUCGGGUUUCACGAUGACCCAGAGAACACCCCAGGCAUGAUGUCCAAGGCACUGGAGCUUUGGGCCUUCCGUGUCAGCACGCUUUGCAAGUCUAUCGGAGCCAAGGCCGCCGCUAUGAGUUCUGUGCUUGUCGGUAUUGCCAUCGCCUUUGCCUACUGUUGGCAGAUGGCUCUUGUGAUGCUUGGCACGGUGCCCAUCAUGAUCGCUGCGAACGCGGUGCAGAUGCUGGUCAUGUUGGGAGCUUCCAAGGUUGACAACGACGGAAUCAAGCAUGCGGCGCAGAUUGUCAGCGACUCCGUAAUGAACGCACGGACGGUCCAAGCGCUUGGAGUGGAGAAGAACCUGGUACAGAUGUAUAUCUCCUUGGUGAGCAAGUCCACCCAGGGCAUGUGGAAACGAAAUUUCAUGGCCGGCCUCGGCUUCGGCGUCGCUGCCGGUGUCAUGUUCUUCGUCAUCGCAGGGGGCUUCUACUACGCUUCUUACCUGAGAAACGCAGGUGUGGCCAACUUCAGCGACACGAUGAUGGCCUUUAUGGGCAUCUUCUACGCCGGCCUAGGCGCGGGUCAGGCUGCUGUGUUCAUGGGUGAUGCAGCCAAAGCCAAG
Symbiodinium pilosum is the source of this 840-nucleotide messenger RNA. The record is from the annotation of a GenBank genome assembly. Lineage: Eukaryota; Dinophyceae; Suessiales; Symbiodiniaceae.